CUGCACAUCUCGCUGACCCGGCCGUUUUAUCUGCAGGAGCAUCAAAUCGCCAGCUUCGUCUCAGCGCUGCAGCGCCAGAUGGCGACGCUCGAUACCUCAUCACUUGUGGUGGCGUUUGGCGGAGCUUCAAUCUACCAGAACGAAAAGCAGUCUCGAAGCUUUGUAGCCUUGGAUGUCGAUUUGGGCGCAGACCGCAUACGCAGGCUGCUUGAGCUUGUUGACGCCGUCAUGGUCCGGUUCAGCAAGCCCACGUUCUACGCAGACCCCCGGUUCCAUGCCAGCAUCGUGUGGGCCGACAGGGAUGCUGCUGAUGGGGUGCCCGCUGACACGGGUCGGCUCGGGGACAUGGCGAGGGAGCUUCCGGGGAUCCAGGUCGACCGACUGGUCUGCGUGGUGGGCGAUAAGGAGUAUGCGAUCGCCUAG
Molecule: messenger RNA, 423 nt
Organism: Linderina pennispora
Lineage: Eukaryota; Fungi; Kickxellomycota; Kickxellomycetes; Kickxellales; Kickxellaceae
Exons: 1
Biological process (GO): U6 snRNA 3'-end processing
Cellular component (GO): nucleus
Molecular function (GO): 3'-5'-RNA exonuclease activity
Source: RefSeq, a predicted model, not a curated record